Molecule: messenger RNA, 1359 nt
Organism: Mycena indigotica
Lineage: Eukaryota; Fungi; Basidiomycota; Agaricomycetes; Agaricales; Mycenaceae
Exons: 11
Coding region: 1-1359 (452 amino acids)
Source: RefSeq, a predicted model, not a curated record
AUGGACGCUGCUGCCUCAGUCCGCCAGAAUGCGGCUUACCACGCCCAGCUGCUCGCCGCGAUUGCUGAACUGGACUACGUUCCGCCCGCGUUGGAGGAGCAGAGGAAGAUGAUUACGAGUUUGGCGGCCCAGGCGAGGGAGACGUUGCAGACCAUCCAAGUGCUGGAGAAGAAGACGAAAAAGGAGAGGAAGGAGCACGAGGCACUUAGGGACUCGACGACGAGACGGUUUGCGGCAAAGAUCACUGGGCGGAAGGAGAAAUUCGACGCCAAGGCGAGCAAAGAAGAACGGGAAUACAUCGAAGCACUAGAACGCGAGACGCAAGAGAAACGCAGGAAAGAAUCGCUCGAUAAGCUCAUUUCUGACGCUCAGGCUGUCAAACUUGAUUUGGAGAAUAAGUUGCAGCGAUAUAAUCUGACCAAGCAAGAUCUCGCGGAGCUGUACAGUAAAGUCUUUGAUGGACCCACACAAGCAUAUCCUGAAGAUGACCGACUGGAAUACGACCUUUCGAAUGCACAAGGACGUUACAACGAGAUCCAAGGCUAUCUAAAUCGUGAAUCACAAGCUGUCCAUCUGCUCAAGGCGGCAAACAGUGCGCUGCGAGGUUGUAGCAGCAAGAUCCAAGAAGCGCUAAGCUAUUCUACCUGGGACAUGUUUGGUGGUGGAGGAGUCAGUGACUGGAUGGAGAGGAACGCGUUGAGCUCAGCGGAGGGUUUGGCGACCCAGGCAGCGACAUACGUCCAGCAAGCCAUGCUUGCGUCCCCGCAGGUGAAACCAAUAGGUCAAAUCACUGUGGCCCAUGGUUCAAUAAUGUCGGACGUUAUCUUUGACAACAUCUUCACUGACAUGAUGUUCCACGACAAGAUCAAGGCCUCCCAGCGUAACGUUGAGGCCGUGCAGUACAAUUUGACAAAUGAGUUGGCUGACGCAACUGCUCGUUUGUCUGUAAUUGGUUCAGACUUGAGUGCGGCAGCAGACAUUCUGGCGACUGCGCGUCGGGCACUGGAUUCCUAUCGACGGGGUGUAUUUGAGAGCGCCUCUGGUGGUAUGGACAUCCCGCCGCUACCGUCCUAUGAUGGAGGGUCAUCAGGGGAUCGCGGACCAUUCAUAAUGCCACAGGCGGAAUUUCCACCACCAGCUGGGCCGCCACCAACAGCUUCUCCCGGAAUUUUCUCUCCGCCUCCUGGACCGCCGCCAACUUCAAGUAUGGCCCCACCGACCAAGAAUUACGAGCCACCGAUGAACCCUCCCCCAAGUGGCUCAUCUAACACCUCCAAGUGGGGAAGCCGCAAUCCUUAUGCAGCAGCGUUGGUUGCAUCCCCUCCGAAAAUCCCGGAGCCCUUACCCGACAAGCAGUAG